Messenger RNA from Anguilla anguilla (European eel), 2299 nucleotides. It is a transcript of the gene suclg2, whose product is annotated as succinate-CoA ligase GDP-forming subunit beta. Lineage: Eukaryota; Metazoa; Chordata; Actinopteri; Anguilliformes; Anguillidae. Gene Ontology annotation, molecular function: ATP binding; succinate-CoA ligase (GDP-forming) activity. The coding region runs from base 50 to 1348 and encodes 432 amino acids. The record is from RefSeq and is a predicted model, not a curated record. Gene Ontology annotation, biological process: tricarboxylic acid cycle; succinyl-CoA metabolic process. Gene Ontology annotation, cellular component: mitochondrion; succinate-CoA ligase complex. The transcript is spliced from 11 exons.
CCUUUUCGCCACACGCACGUUUCAUUUCAGUUCUUGCUUCCGGUUCAUCAUGGCGGCAUCCAUGGCUUCACAGGUGCUACUGAGAGGACUACGUAGAGCUAGCACUAAAUUCUUACUUCUCGAGAAGAGCAAGUUGACGAGGGUGAACCCUAGAAGAUGGCUGAACCUGCAGGAGUACCAGAGCAAGAAGCUGAUGCAGGACAGUGGGGUGGCGGUGCAGCGUUUCUUCGUCGCAGACACGCCCGCCGAUGCCCUGGAAGCAGCCAAAAGACUGAACGCCAAGGAGAUCGUGUUAAAGGCACAGAUCCUCGCGGGGGGGCGAGGGAAGGGCGUGUUCGACAGCGGCCUUAAAGGAGGGGUGCACUUAACAAGAGACCCUGCUGUUGUUGGGGACCUGGCCAGUAAGAUGCUGGGAUAUAACCUGACCACCAAGCAGACCCCAAAGGAAGGAGUCAAAGUGAAAACAGUGAUGGUGGCUGAGGCCCUGGACAUCACCAGAGAGACGUAUUUCGCCAUCCUCAUGGACCGGGCCUGCAACGGGCCGGUCAUGGUGGGCAGUCCCCAGGGCGGGAUGGACAUCGAGGAGGUGGCGGCCAAGACACCCGAGCUCAUUUUCAAGGAAGUCAUAGAUAUUUUUGAAGGGGUGCAAGACGAUCAGGCAGUUCGCAUGGCAGCUAAUUUGGGUUUCAAAGGACCUCUGGAGCGACAGGCAGCAGAUCAGAUUAAGAGACUCUAUGAUCUCUUCCUGAAAGUCGACGCAACUCAAGUUGAAGUCAAUCCCCUUGGUGAAACUCCCGAAGGACAAGUUGUUUGCUUUGACGCCAAAAUAAACUUCGAUGAUAACGCGGAGUUUCGGCAGAAAGACGUCUUUGCGAUGGAUGACAUGACGGAGAGCGAUCCCACCGAAACCGAAGCGGCCAAAUAUGACCUCAAGUACAUCGGAAUGGACGGAAACAUCGCGUGCUUUGUGAAUGGCGCCGGUCUCGCCAUGGCGACGUGCGACAUCAUCGACCUGCACGGAGGAAAGCCUGCUAACUUCCUGGACUUGGGAGGGGGCGUGAAGGAGAGCCAGGUGUACCAGGCGUUCAAGCUGCUCACCGCAGAUCCCAAGGUGGAGGCCAUCUUGGUGAACAUAUUUGGGGGAAUUGUGAACUGCGCCAUCAUCGCCAACGGCAUCACCAAGGCGUGCCGUGAGCUGGAGCUGAAGGUGCCCCUCGUGGUCCGCCUGGAAGGGACUAACGUGCAGGAAGCCAAAAGGAUCCUGAGCGAGAGUGGACUGCCCAUCACAUCAGCCAUCAACCUGGACGACGCUGCCAAGAAGGCGGUGGCCUCCAUCAGGAAGAAGUGAUGUGCCCCGCCCUCACGCCUCACGCCUCACGCUUCCUCCUGUGAUCUCAUUCCAGAUGGACUCCUUGCCAUUCCUGUUUUUCUCUCAGUUAAUACGUCAUCCUGAAUAUUCACCUUUUGUCCUACCUGAGAGCACACCGCCUGCGUUCUGAAUGCUGGAAUCAGGGUGCCUUGUCUCUCUAUACGGUGUAAUUCUACAGGAGGUGAGAUGUCAGUCAGUGUGAGUCUCACAGAGCGAGGCAUUGUCAGAAGAAACAGAAAACGCACUGUUCCUCUGCUGCAGGCAAAAUGCAAAGGCCAAAUAAUGCCUCUGUUGUAUUUUUUAAGCACAUAAGCUUCUGCCGUCACUGUGAAAUAAUAUCAAAGUCUCAUUUUUUGAUGAUUUGCUACAUGUGCUGUUAGCGCUUUGCAGUAUGUAAAAUCAAAAACAAAAAAGUGCCAUCAAAAGAAACUCUACUUUUUUUAAUAUGCUAUUAUUUCGCCUUAUCGCAGAAAAAAUAAUUCUGGUGUUUGAUGCCUUAAAAUACACUAAAAACAUAUACGAAAUGUCAUGAAUCAUGAUCAUGGUAAUCUUAAACCGUUUCUUUAACACCAGAUAUUAUUUUAAAAUACCGAAGUAGCAAUAAAUAGCAAGUCUCUUUUUGUGGCAAAGAUUUUUUAAAUGAUCUUUGGAAUCAUCUCAGUCAUAUAACCGUUUAUUUUUUGAACAUUAUGCAAAAAUGCCACCUUUCUGUCAUAUUGAAGGAUCUUCAAUGCGAGGCAUUCUCAUGAUUGUUUUCUCUUGGUGUAGUUCAAUGCCGGCAGAUUAAUCCAAGACAUAAUUUUUGUCUCAUUGUAAUUGGGGAUUUAUUUAAUGUUGUCAAUUUGUAUGAAAAUGUCAAAGUGUAAUGCUUUCAUAAACUGUAACGGGUCUCUGAGAGAUUAAAUAAAUUUGAAUAUUUGAGUAACAUGA